ACUUUAUGAUUUUGACUUUGUGAUUUUGACAUUCAAUGAUAAGUGACUGUCGAUUGCCCGAUUACUUAAUCAUUUUUAUUAAAUUCUUCAAAAGAAAUUUAUAAAAGGCAGACAACAUGCAGGGAAUGUCUUUUCAAUCCCUUAAAAAGCACAAAGCUUUGAUCCCUCUGUAUGUUUGUGUUGGACUUGGAUGUGGCGGUGCUCUCCUAUACACAGCCAGGCUAGCUCUUCGUAACCCAGAUGUCCAGUGGAACAGAACUGGUGAAGUAUCCAACGAACAAUAUAGAGCUAAACAGUAUAAGUUUUAUGUUCCUAGUGGAAGUGCACCAGAAACACCAGCACCAAAAUAUUAGAUGGGAGAAUUUUCAAUAUAAUUUGUAUAGUUUAUUAUAGAAUACUUAUUUAAAAUAAAAUUGUAAAAGUGUAA
Messenger RNA from Sitophilus oryzae (rice weevil), 427 nucleotides. It is a transcript of the gene ND-MLRQ, whose product is annotated as cytochrome c oxidase subunit NDUFA4. NCBI's taxonomy places the organism in Eukaryota, Metazoa, Arthropoda, Insecta, Coleoptera, Curculionidae. The record is from RefSeq and is a predicted model, not a curated record. Bases 117 to 353 code for a protein of 78 amino acids. The transcript is spliced from 3 exons.